UACGCCAUUUGAAGCUGUUGCGGACCCUGCGGACCCUGAGUGGGGAAGAAGAAGCUGAGGGGUCAGCGGCCGCUAAAAUGAUGCGUUCUGGUGAGCCAAUCACUCGAGCUUGCGGCCGAGGGGUGGCCCAAGCUCGACCGACAUAUUUCAACUGACGAGGCUUGAAUUUCUUCCUCGCCCAACUUCGAGAUUCGAAACAACAACACCUGUGAAAAUGGUUCUCCAAACACCGGCACCACAUCCAAGCCGUAUCCCAUCAUGUCGCCGACGGCUCAGCCCUUGAUAUAUGCUGAGCUUCUGUCAAACAUCCGUCAGAUCUCUGUCAUUGUCGCCCUCGACGCGCCUUGCGGCCCUAGCACAAAGGCAGAGCUGUCAGCAGAUGGACAAGAUUUCAUUUUGCACCAUGACGGAGAUACAUUUACCCUAAAUCUCCCUGGACAGGCAGUCCGUAUACAACUGCAGAAGCCUGUUCUGGGGAACAAGGAGCUUUCCUGGCGCAUCCCUAUCGCCGGGCAAACCACCAGGGCCAGCAUUGAAGACGCGAAGAGCAACGAGGCCCCAUGGUCUGCCAAAGAGCUUUCAGACGAUGCAGAGUUCGCCUGUCGCGAUUGUGGCGUAGUCAUCUUAGAGAAGGGAACCAUCAAAGUGUGGAAAGACCUCCCAAGUGAGAAUUGGGCGGAGAUGAUGGAGUUCUGGCAUUGUCACAAGCCUGAUGUUCCUGCUGAGGAAGCGAACGGCCUAAAAGAGCAUGGUCACGUGCACCACAGUCAAAUAGCUGCCAGCAAAGGCUAUGGAGCUUCGUCCAAGUUCAUCCCAAGCAACGGUAUUGGCUUCAUCGACCUCACAUCGUUCUUGCUCACUAGCAACGAUUGCACAAACGUCGAGAUCUUACAGUCAUCCGCACAAGAUCCAGCGUCCGUUCUUUGCAAAAAUUGCCAUCGCAGUAUCGGCCGAGAAGAUCCUCAGUCGGACGGAAUCCGACUCUUCAAGUGGUCUCUUACUCUCCAGUCGUCAAAUCCACAUGCUCUCACCAGUCCCAGCCUAUCCAAAUUCAUCUCUUCAUCAUGUCUCAGCUCGACACAAGCGACUGGCGCCUCCAAGCUCGUCCUUUCGCCGAGAACGCUGUUUGGUGGGCUCAGUACCACGCUCAGAUCUUCGUCGUCUGCAAAGUCAUCCAGCUCAUCAUGGAAUGAUCCAUCGGAUCGAACCGAUGGCAGCGCCUUCCGGACUGGGUCAAGUUCGCCAUCUGCGUCUACACCUGGUCCUAUGCUUGUGUGGGUGCUACAGUCUGCUUUAUACAGCUGUUGGUCCACAUUAUCAUCGUCUUCGCCACCUGGGCCUUCUUCCACUUCACCUAAUCUUGCGAUGAAGGUCUUCUGGAAGCCAAUAUCUGCGGACGAUGCCAAGAUAUUACUGGACGGUGGAGCUGCAGAGGAACUGGUACUCCCAGAUGAGAUUGUGGUGGACAUUGGAAGAGUUCUGCGGGAUUCAGCUUGUUGUUUACCCCCGAGUGCAAGACAUUUCAAGGAAUGGGAUGUAGGACUACUGGAACGAUACCAGUCAAGACAUUAAAUCAAAUCGAUCUUCUCCUCCCGU
Messenger RNA from Cadophora gregata, 1596 nucleotides. RefSeq lists its product as uncharacterized. Lineage: Eukaryota; Fungi; Ascomycota; Leotiomycetes; Helotiales; Ploettnerulaceae. Bases 259 to 1572 code for a protein of 437 amino acids. Gene Ontology annotation, biological process: protein autoubiquitination; protein polyubiquitination; protein monoubiquitination. Gene Ontology annotation, molecular function: ubiquitin protein ligase activity; cyclin binding; ubiquitin conjugating enzyme binding. Gene Ontology annotation, cellular component: nucleus; cytosol; ubiquitin ligase complex. The transcript has 2 exons. The record is from RefSeq and is a predicted model, not a curated record.